AUGCCUGAAGGAGGCUGUGCCACCAUUGACCUGACAAGAACUUCCAAGACCUACAGGUGCAGCUGGAAUUGCAUCUUCAACAUUGUUCUGAGCAGAAGGUACCCUGAGGAUGGGCCUGAUACCAUCCUGCAGGGACUGGAGGCGUCGGGAAAAGAGGAAACUCAGCUUGGGACCCUCACGUACGACGUGGCAAAAGAGGCCGUUCAGCCCUUCCCUCUGAAGAACACGCCGCUCCCCAGAGCUUUUCCUUACAUCAAAGUUCUUGUUACAAGCAACUGGGGAAACCCAACGCCCUCACUGUCCAGAACCAAUCUUUCCAGGCCAAACUCUACCAUCUUGAUUGAGAAGGCUCUGAAGAAAAGCUCCGAGGAAUACAGGAAGCUUGGGCCCCUCGUGGUGCCCCACACAGAAUCCCCCUGGAACCAGCAGCUCUGUGACAUCAGCGCCCCGGCCGAGGCUUUCCAGGCACUAUCAGCACUACGGCAUCAGACACAGCGCUGGGGGAGAAGCUGCGGGACCCGGCCCUUGGCUGAGCAGCACGGGCUGUCGCGCAUCGUGGGCGGCAGCGAUGCCUCCCCGGGAGCCUGGCCCUGGAUCGUCAGCAUCCAGCUUCCCGGGGCAGCGGGCAGCGGGCACAUCUGCGGAGGCUCCCUCAUCCAUCCCCGGUGGGUCCUGACCGCAGGACACUGCUUUGACAAGUACAGGAACGUCCCGACGUGGCGCAUGGUGAUCGGGGCCACCCGGCUGUCUGAGCUGGGCCCCGAGGCCCAAGUGCGCAAGAGCAAGCGGCUGCUGAUCCACGAGAGCUACCGCAAAGGCGCCUUGGAGAACGACAUCGCCCUGCUGGAGCUGGACGAGCCCGUGCAGUGCAGCGACUACGUGCAGCUGGCCUGUGUGACUCACUUCUCCGACGUGGUGGUGUCGCAGCUCACAGACUGCCGCGUCGCUGGCUGGGGCUACACCGCGGAAGGCUCUGCAGAAACAUCCGACGUGCUGCAGGAGGCCAAGGUGCGCCUCAUCAAUGUCAAGCUCUGCAACAGCAGCGAGUGGUACGGAGGGGCCGUGCGCAGCUACAACCUGUGUGCUGGCUACCCGCGGGGCAGCAUCGACACCUGCCAGGGUGACAGCGGGGGCCCGCUCGUCUGCAGAGCUCCACACGCCAACUUCUUCUGGCUCGUGGGCCUGACCAGCUGGGGGAAAGGCUGUGCCAGACCAAAGCAGCCUGGGGUCUACACCUCCACCCAGCACUUCUUCAACUGGGUCCAGUCACGGAUUCGCUCAGGAGGAAGUGCUGCGACACUCGCCCGGCCAAAGAGGCCAUCACAAGGCUCAGCCCUGUUCAUUGGCCUCUGCACCGGUGCUGCAGAAGUGCAGCAAUACCUGUGCACUGGAACCUUUGAAGUGGAGAGUUACUGA
This is a messenger RNA of Colius striatus (speckled mousebird), 1416 nucleotides long. RefSeq names its product acrosin-like. Bases 1 to 1416 code for a protein of 471 amino acids. The record is from RefSeq and is a predicted model, not a curated record. Gene Ontology annotation, molecular function: serine-type endopeptidase activity. Gene Ontology annotation, biological process: proteolysis; acrosome reaction. The transcript has 11 exons. Lineage: Eukaryota; Metazoa; Chordata; Aves; Coliiformes; Coliidae.